Toxotes jaculatrix (banded archerfish) is the source of this 1301-nucleotide messenger RNA. RefSeq lists its product as uncharacterized. Lineage: Eukaryota; Metazoa; Chordata; Actinopteri; Toxotidae. Gene Ontology annotation, cellular component: nucleus. Bases 18 to 1115 code for a protein of 365 amino acids. The record is from RefSeq and is a predicted model, not a curated record. The transcript is spliced from 9 exons.
AAGUGUUCAGACAUCGGAUGGAAAUGAAACCUGCCGGCGGCCCGUCGCUGCAGCUGUUCAGCUGCGCCCACGCUGAUUGUGGAGCGACUUUCAAAAAGCAGUGGAAACUCAAAGAGCAUGAGACGGUGCACACCGGCGCGCGCCCGUGUCAGUGCACAGUUGCAGGCUGUGGUCGCCGUUUUUCAAGAAAAUCCCACCUGCGCCGCCACCUGCUGCAGCAUCAAGGGGUGAAGCGAUUCAAGUGCAGAUUUUCGACCUGCACGAAGAGUUUCUGCGACUCGAGCAAACUGAAAAGACAUGAGCGUUACGCCCAUGGACAGAAGAAUAAGUACUUCAAGUGUAACCAGCCAAAGUGCUCCCUGACCUUCAAAAAGCGCAGGCAGUUUAAACUACACUUAAAGGAGCAUGAAGUGUCUGUUAAAUUCAAGUGUUCGAAGGACGGAUGCGCUGCCGUGUUCGACUCCCAUAUCGCUCGCAAAGCCCAUGAGAAGAAGCAUGCAGGUUACCGCUGCCCUCAUGCUAACUGCCAGGUGUUUGAACACACCUGGGGGAAACUUCAGAAGCACAUGGCCAAACACCCAGCCACGCUUUCAUGCACUGUGUGUAAGAAGGUGUUUAAGAAAGUGGAUGCUCUGCGGAGGCACAAACGGAUCCACGCUUCCCAUAAGCCUGUGCUGGUCUGUCCCAGGGAUGACUGCCAGGCCUACUUCUCUACAACCUUCAACCUGCAACACCACAUCCGCAAGUUUCACCUCGAGCUCCUCAAAUACAAAUGCUCCUUCCCUGGCUGCCCACGCACAUUUGCUAUGCGGGAAAGCAUGAACAGACACCUGCUUCGCCACGACCCAAGCGGCACCACUCUGAAGAAGCGUCAGCGCCCAAAGAAAUCCUGGCAGAAGCGUCUGAACGGACACCAUCUGCCGCUUGUGGAGGAAAACCUACAACGCCUCUUCGCCUUGCGCAUGCGAAUCUCCAGACGUGCAAAAGUGGAAACCAACCUCUCGGGGCUCUUCAGUGAACGCAAGAUCCCUCAUUACGUUGACCCAGAAGUCAACCUGCACAACCUGUUUGGCAUCAAACAGGAGAAACCUGAGUUCACACCACUAAAAGGUUAAAUGAAAUUUUAAAAAAAAUUUCAUUUUCAGUUUGACUGUUAACUUUGAACUUCCUGAAAUCUUUGUAGGCUUUGGACUGUUUAAUUUUUGAGACAUUGGAAAUUUGGGUCUCUUUGGUUUGUAGGUGAUGUACAUUUAAAAUGUUAAUUUCAAACAAAGUAUUUGAAUCUAACUUUUGAAACAUAA